Messenger RNA from Brienomyrus brachyistius, 4490 nucleotides. It is a transcript of the gene add1, whose product is annotated as adducin 1 (alpha). NCBI's taxonomy places the organism in Eukaryota, Metazoa, Chordata, Actinopteri, Osteoglossiformes, Mormyridae. Gene Ontology annotation, molecular function: actin filament binding. The record is from RefSeq and is a predicted model, not a curated record. The transcript is spliced from 16 exons. Gene Ontology annotation, cellular component: adherens junction; plasma membrane; postsynaptic density. Bases 153 to 2579 code for a protein of 808 amino acids. Gene Ontology annotation, biological process: positive regulation of adherens junction organization; barbed-end actin filament capping; positive regulation of establishment of endothelial barrier.
GAGCGCCACAGUAGCGACGAGCUAAAGGGGGGAGACCUUUUCGAAAGCAGCGGGGCUGCGUGGAUAAAAAUAGUGAAAAAUUCAAGCUUGCUUUCCAAAGCAGAAGAAGUGUUGUUCAUCGGGUUCGAAUCAAGUUUACCUUGGGAGCUGAAAUGAACGGAGAUUCGGGCGUCGGGGUGGUGACGUCCCCACCCCCCACCACCGCUCCCCACAAGGAGCGCUAUUUUGACCGUGUGGACGAGAGCAGCGCGGAGUACCAGCGCGAGAGGAAUAUGGCUCCUGACCUGCGGCAGGAUUUCAACAUGAUGGAACAGAGGAAACGAGUGUCCAUGAUCCUGCAGAGUCCGGCUUUUUGUGAUGAGCUGGAGACGAUGAUCCAGGACCAGCUGAAGAAGGGGAAGAAUCCCACCAGCCUGUUGGCUCUGCAGCAGAUCGCCGACUUCAUGACCACCAGCACCCCUACGAUGUACCCGGCAGUGCCACAGGGGGGUAUGGCCGCCCUCAACAUGAGUCUGGGCAUGGUGACCCCAGUGAACGACCUCCGUGGUUCCGACUCCAUCGCGUACGAGAAGGGCGAGAAGCUGCUGCGCUCCAAGCUGGCCGCCUUCUACCGCCUCACAGACCUCUUUGGCUGGUCGCAGCUCAUUUACAACCACCUGACGGUCCGGCUGAAUUCCGAACAGGAGCGUUUCCUGAUUGUCCCCUUUGGGCUUCUGUACAGUGAGGUCACAGCUUCCAGCCUGGUGAAAAUCAACCUUCAGGGGGAAAUCAUCGACAGGGGCAGCACCAACCUGGGGGUCAAUCAAGCAGGAUUCACACUCCACUCUGCCAUUUAUGCGGCUCGGCCAGACGUCAAGUGCAUCGUGCAUAUCCACACACCCGCUGGAGCAGCGGUGUCGGCCAUGAAGUGUGGCUUGUUGCCAAUCUCACCGGAGGCACUGUCCCUCGGGGAGCUGGCCUACCAUGAUUACCAUGGCAUCCUGGUCGACGAGGAGGAGAAUGUGCUGAUUCAGAAAAACCUGGGGCCCAAGAGCAAGGUUCUUAUCCUUCGCAAUCACGGCCUGGUCUCUGUUGGGGAAACCGUGGAGGAGGCUUUUUACUACAUCCAUAACCUGGUGACUGCUUGUGAGAUUCAGGUGCGUACUUUAGCCAGCGCCGGGGGCCCCGACAACCUAGUCAUGCUGGACCCGGGGAAGUACAAAGCCAAGCCCCGCUCCUACCAGAUCACUGGCGAUGGCACUGGAGCCCAGAUGAAGUGGCAGGUCGGGGAGCAGGAGUUUGAGGCUCUCAUGAGGAUGCUGGAUAACCUGGGUUACAGAACUGGAUACCCGUACCGGUGCCCUGCUCUCCGGGACAAAGCAAAAAAAUACAGUGAUGUAGAAGUGCCCCCAUCUGCCGCGGGCUACCCCUAUGCUGAGGACAGUGAGUCGGGCGCACGCUCCCCCCUCAAACACAGCUUUCAGAGGCAGCAGCGCGAGAAGACACGCUGGCUGAACUCGGGCCGGCCCGACGAGGCCGCCGAAGAGGGCCCCGAUGGUGGCAGCCCCAAGUCGAAGGCUAAGUGGACGAAGGAGGAGGGCCUACGGCAGACUGCGGUGGCCAAUCAGUUUGUCCCGCUCAACACAAACCCCAAAGAGGUGCAAGAGAUGAGAAACAAGAUCCGUGAGCAGAACCUUCAAGACAUAAAAACUGCAGGGCCCCAGUCCCAACUGCUUUCUGGGCCGGUGGUGGAUCGCUCCUUUUUGCAGGGGGAGCUAGUUACUGCCUCAAAGGCCAUCAUUGAGAAGGAAUAUCAGCCACGUGUCAUUGUCAGCAAGACUGGACCAAACCCCUUCAACAAGCUGACUGACCAGGAGCUAGAGGAGUAUCGCAAGGAAGUGGAACUCAAGCAGAAGAGCUCUGAUGUACAGGGAGAAGAGUCCGGCCCAGCGCAGCUCUUUCUUCCCGGGGAGAACCUGGCCCCUGGCCCUCUUACGGUGCCCGUCCUUGCCCACAAGCAUGAAGAGGGGGACGAACCUCUAGGCUUGACCAGUUUCACUUCUGUGCCUUCCUCGGAUCCCAGCCGGGCAGAGGUGGGCCGAGACGGCAUAGGCGCGGGGCACGCUGUCUCGGGGGAGCGGGCUCCCUUAGGGUCACCACACAAGGAGUUUCACUGCGCUGUCCUCCGUGCUCUUGGCACCAGCUUGGAGCUAAGGCUUCAGGCCCCAGACCAAUCGCAGGAAGCUCAAGAAGAGGUGAAGGGUCCAAGCCCCACCCGCACACCCCCCAGCACCCCAGUCAGGUCGGAGGAAGAGUCCCAGCAGGAACAGCCCUGCAAAGACGAGAGUGACACCGGUACUUUACGGCAAAGCCCCCCCGACCAGCCCUCCCAAGCCCCCGCCCCAGUUCCCUCUGAAGGACCCGCCCCACCUGAGAACCCGGAGCCCCCGGCUGCCCCAGAAACGGCCGAGGACGGCGCCGCCGCAGCAGCUGCCGGUGACCAGGGCAGCGACGAGUCCCCCAGCAAAUCCCCCUCCAAGAAAAAGAAGAAGUUCCGCACCCCCUCCUUUUUGAAGAAGAGCAAAAAGAAGGAUGCCUGAAGGAAUUUUGGGAGCCCUCCUUUGAUUGGUUCUUUUUUGAAAAUUGAUAUGUUUUUGUUAUUUUAGUGUUCACCUAUAGCGUGUGCCCGUUUUUCGGAAAAGGGUCAAAUUACCUAAACGUUUUAACACUGUUGCUUUUAGUGAUGAAUGACUGAACUACGCCUGUGGAAGAGCAGUUCUGUGGUUUCUUUACUCGCGUCGGUUUAGGUCCACACUCAAAGCAAGCGACAGUUUUUAAUUACCACUUAAAAGAAAAGAAAAUGCAUUACGUAACUUGUAGAAUUUAUUGGCAUUGCACGCAAAGUGUGAUUUAAACGGAAAAAUGCUAAAAAGCAGUGUUGUUGGUAACCCAUGUUAAGGAAAAUGACAAGUGGGCUGCAUGGUGCUCAUUUUUGAUAAUCUGUAGCAUUGGAUUCUUUUAUAUUGGCAUUGCAGUUGAAUUUGGGUCCAAAGGUAUAUUGAAAAGUAGGAUAUGCGCGCGGCAAAACAAUAUUAACAAAGUAAUAUUUUACAUUUAUAUACCCAUACAGGUUUCUAAUGGUAUAAAUGUAUAAAUCACAUUUUUUUUAGUUUGUUUCAGCUUUGGAUAAGCACUAAAUUCAAAUGGUUGUAUCCAAGAAAGAUACACUAACAUUGUGUUACAUAAAAUUUUCUAUUACAAGAAUAUAGAUAGCAUUGUUUUUUAACUAAUCCCAUUGCCAUAUGUUAAUUUGCACUGGGAAGUCAAUCUGUUUUUGCUCUUAGCUUUAAUAUAUGCAAAUCUGAGAUGGCAAGAAAUCCCACCUGAUAAUUCUUGCUUUUGUUCAUCAUUUUCACAUUAGAGGAGCUAUUUUUGUCUUGCGUAACAUUGCAUCCUGAGCCAUGAUAACAAAUCUUUCUGAAGUUUUUUUUUAUCCUGGGGAAAGAUCAAAAUGUAAUCGUAAUUAUUAAAUUGAUUUUUUUUUUGUUUUAUAUAUGCAUCUGCACAUACGACAGUUCAGAGCGUUUUUUUCGCUGUGUAGAGGUACUUUCCUCAUAUAAAGCCCGACUCCAUUUUGUAAGAAGUUGAUUCUGGGUUGACCGGAUCUUGUGGAUAAACGGACCCUUUUCUGUGCUUUGGUCCAUAUUUUGUGAUUGUGCUUUAAGUACCCUGUUAUAAAGUGUGAAGGAUGAUGUUAAAUUGGAUUAAAGUAAAUUGAUCAAUAUGUAUCACAUAAAAAUACAGAUGCUUCCAAAUUCCCCCCCAAAGGUAAAUAACUGAAGCAUCUAUUAUUUAAACUGCACGGAUUUUCUGCUUCGAAAGAAAUUUGAGGUUAAGCUAUGAAUGUUGUUGCUGGAGGCACGGCUCACGUGAUCUGGUGGGCCAUCUCGCCUCUAGUGUUCCAGAUGGUAAAAUGUCCUCCAGACAGUCUUUACUUUUGGAGUCACACUCCAUCGCUAUGAAGUUGUAUAUAAAGGAAAUCUGAUCCAGGUGCAGAUUUACACUGAUGUUUAAAACCUGGGUGAACAUUGCUAUUCAACCAGUGUCAAUUGCACUUGGUCUUUGUGAAGCUUGGCGGAAACCACUAUAUGAUAUAUAUUUUGUGCAAAAAAAAAUGUUUUUUUGAAGGACUGCAUGGCAUAAAAGGCUUUGAGCUUGUAUAGUUUGUCUUAUGUACAUUAAGACUGUAACCCUCUGUUAUUGUGCUUUAUUGACAUUCUUAUAACAGUACUAAGUCAGUUCUCAUAAGGACGUUUUCUUUUUCAAACACAGCUCCAUUAAACCUCUAUGUUCUUUUGGUUAUAUUUAGUACAUAUAUUCAGCACAUUAUUAUAACUGUAUUAAUUACACGUAUUUUUUAUAGUACUGUUUUAAUUGAUCAAUAAAAAAAAUCACUUUAAAGUGUCUCUAAUGUGUACUUAAAAAAUUAAACGUUGAAUUUUUGUAUUGAA